AUGGAAGUUCCUACUGUAGUUCUUACAAUAGAGUCUACAGAGCCUGCAAAGGAGGGGCCUGCAAAUCCUACAAGAGUAUCUACAGUGCCUACGAUAGUCCCUAUGGAGUCUACAACAGAACCUAUGGAGCAUAGAACAGUACCUACGGCGCCUACACCAGUCUCUACAGUGCCUACAGAACAACCUACACCAGUCGAAUAUAUUCGAAGUCCUAGAGCAGAAACAUAUCUGACUCAAGAUGGAACUAGGGAAUGGAUUCCAUAUUGUGUUGAAGAUAAGAAACCACGUGAAGGAAUGGUAUUCAAAACUUUAGAAAAGGCUAUCGAAUUUUAUAAGGAGUAUGCUGUAAUAUGUGGUUUUGACGUUCGUUCAUCUACGGUAUACAAGAAUAGCAAAGGUAUCGUUCAAAAGUAUUAUCUUUGUAGUAGAGAAGGUAUCUUAGAAUCCGAAGGUAAUUAUGAUGAAAAAGGGAAGCGACGCCGUAAAAGAAACUCAAAGAGAGUUGGUUGCAAGGCUAGAAUCAUUUGGAAUCUUAUCAAUGAAGAUGGAGAAUACAAAGUUACCAAAUUUUUUGAGCCUCAUAACCAUUGCCUAGCCUCUCCUACAUCCAUGCCAUAUUUGAGAAGUUCAAGGAAAAUGACGAUGGUUCACAAGAAUUUUGUGAAUAAUAAUACAAGAAUGAACAUUGGACCAACGAAAUCUUUUCGGCUAUUUAAGGAAAAUGUAGGUAGUUACGACAAUGUUGGAGCCACAAUGAAAGACUUUAUGAACUUUCAUAGAGAUUUGAAGGAGCACAUCAAGGGUGAUGAUGCUAAGAUGUUAAUUGAGAAUUUUAUACGAAAAAGAGAUGUUUUCAAUGGGUUCUACUUUGAUUAUGCCCUAGAUGAACAUGAUCAUGUUUCCCAUCUGUUUUGGGCGGAUGCAACUAGCCGUAAAAAUUAUUCAUUGUUUGGAGAGAUGAUAUCCUUUGAUUGCACCUACGACUCCAACACAUACUCAAUGGUUUUAGCUCCUUUCACCGGAGUAGACCAUCACAAGUCUUGCAUAAAAUUUGGGGUUGGUUUACUUUCUAAAGAAGAUGCUCAAUCAUUUGAAUGGCUUUUUAGGACUUUCCUUAAUGCUAUGGGAAAUUGUGAGCCUAGAUAUUUGAUAACCGAUCAAGAUCCGGCAAUGAAAGUUGCCAUAAAUGAGGUGUUUGUUAACACUCGCCACCGACUUUGUUUGUGGCAUAUAAUGAAAAAAGUUCCUGAAAAAGUAGGCCCUGAGCUCAAACAAGAUGAAGAUUUUCUUAAGUUGUUAAAUGAGUGUGUGUGGGACAUGGAACAAGAAUCCGAGGAAUUUGAAGCUACUUGGAACUCGCUUAUGGUUCAAUAUAACCUUGUGGAGAAUGGUUGGUUCCAACAUAUGUUUUCAAUAAGAGAACAUUGGAUACCAUGCUACUUUAGAGAUCUCAGGUUAGGAGGCAUUUUAAGAACUACCUCUAGAUCAGAAAGUGAGAAUAGUUUUUUCAAUAAUUUCACCAAUCCGCAUGUGACACUUGUAGAAUUCUGCAUGCGUUUUGAAAGUGCAAUGGAUGCACAAAGGCACAAGCAAGAUAAGCUAAAUACAGAAUCCAUUCACUCUGUUCCUCAAUUUAUAACUCCAUUGCCUUUGGAGAAACAUGCAGCUGAGGUGUAUACCAGAAAAUUUUUCUACAUGUUCCAGGAUGAGGUGUACAAGGCUUGUUUCAGAUGUGGGAUUAGUUCUAUUAGAAUGGAAGAAAAUAUUGAAAUCGCACAAGUCAUGGACCAUUCUCGACAGAAAACAAGUAAGAUUGGGGGUUUUAUGUAA
This is a messenger RNA of Spinacia oleracea (spinach), 1830 nucleotides long. Its product is annotated as protein FAR1-RELATED SEQUENCE 5-like. NCBI's taxonomy places the organism in Eukaryota, Viridiplantae, Streptophyta, Magnoliopsida, Caryophyllales, Amaranthaceae. The record is from RefSeq and is a predicted model, not a curated record. The coding region runs from base 1 to 1830 and encodes 609 amino acids. The transcript is spliced from 4 exons.